AUGAAGUCUUCCAGCGGUGGCGUGGCGGCGGCCGGAGAGACAGAACCCUUAGCGCCAAGAUCGAGAAGAAAGGAUGAACAGACAGUAGCUUCGAGCUCUUCGCUACAAUCUUUCCUCAAUCACAUUCCCAUAUCUGCCAUCCCCAGCGUACAUGCUUCAGUGCCAGUUUUGGAAGUCAGAUUCGAUGACUGCGUGGAGCAUGCGAUCAGGUUGAUGUACGAAAAUAAUGUGUUUGGAGCUCCUAUUGUGGAUACCGGGGACGCACUCUCCACCAGAAAUCCCAUGGACAAGGACAUUGGUUUGAUUGAGUUCUCUAGCCUGCUGCUAUGGUCUCUUAAGGAAAUCGACAAAGUAGAAAUUGAAUCAAAGGGAAGCAACCAUGGAUUUCUUGAUGUGCUAAAACAGAAUUCUCAUAUUGGACAAACUAAGAUUGCAGAACUGGCCAAGUCAUUUUUAUGGGAACCCUUCUUCCCCGCCUAUGAGGUCGACACACUCUUUCAUGCACUAUUGUUGUUCUCAAAACAUCACAGAUUAAAUGUCAUACCAGUCGUCGAUCAGUCUAAGUGCACUGUAUCAGGGUUUAUAUCUCAGCAUGCAGUAAUAGAGUUGCUUCUUCAGUCAAACGGACUCGAGUGGUUCGAUAAGGUUGCUGAGAAAUCUCUACUAGAAUAUGGGUUGAUAGACUCUGCUGGAGUGGUUUCUAUUUACUCGGAUCAAACUUUAGUGGAUGUCUUGCACAUACUGUGGGAUAAGCAGAUCAAUGGCGUACCCAUUGUAGAUCGAAGGUCUGGACUGCUAAUAGGCUCUGUGAAACGUUCUGACAUUUAUCUCCUGGUCAAGGAUGAUUCUCUAUUCAGCAAGAGGAAGACACUAACAAUCGAAGAAUUCUCAAAGAUUCGAAAAGCUGCACAGGAUAGCAAUCUGUCUACAAAAACAGAGCUUGCUUCAGUUGGUCUGCUUAGAUUGGAGAAUUCUAAUCUUCCGAAAACUAGCAAUCCAGUGGUUCUUCGGAAGCAUGACAGUCUCAAGAAGACAAUGGAAUUGAUGCUAGUUUCUCUGAGUGAAAUUUGUUUCUUGGUUAGCGAUUCUGGGGAGCUUGAGGGUAUGGUGACUCUGAAAGACAUUCUCCUUCCAUUUUCCCCUCCAUCCAUGGAUUCCAGAAUUGAUGGAGGUGGCUUCUUCAAAUCAGUGCUAUACCAGACAGGCAGUUAUGUGGAUGACGGAGGGAUGGUCAGGCGAACUUGAACAG
Molecule: messenger RNA, 1249 nt
Organism: Zingiber officinale
Lineage: Eukaryota; Viridiplantae; Streptophyta; Magnoliopsida; Zingiberales; Zingiberaceae
Product: SNF1-related protein kinase regulatory subunit gamma-1-like
Exons: 7
Coding region: 1-1245 (414 amino acids)
Source: RefSeq, a predicted model, not a curated record